This is a messenger RNA of Cercopithifilaria johnstoni, 687 nucleotides long. NCBI's taxonomy places the organism in Eukaryota, Metazoa, Nematoda, Chromadorea, Rhabditida, Onchocercidae. The record is from the annotation of a GenBank genome assembly.
AUGAAAAAUAGCCUCCUAAAAAGUGGUAUCAAGCAGAAAAGCGCUCCAACACCUUCCGCUUCUAUUCGCAAUUCGCAAAUCACUUCGCAAACUAAUCAUUCCGCAAGUGAAGAUUCUGUUUUCCAGAAUGUGCAACAAUUUGCUAGAGCAAGAGAGCAGCGAAACAGGCAACCGCAAACUACGCAAGAAAUAAAUAUAUUUUUCAUUAUAUCAUUGACCUGUUUUGGAAUACAGAUAAUUGCUGCAUUUAUCUGCAUUGGCUUUUCUAUAUAUCAGGUUGCCAAUAAUGCUCAGAUUGAAUCUGGUAUUGCUUUUCUUCUCUUAGCAUUAAUACCAAUGAUCGGUGCUAUUGGUGGUAUAUUUUCUGCCUUGACGAAAAAUCAAACCCUUGCAAUGUGCACAUCGGCUUAUAAUGCGGUAUCAAUUGUUGGAGUAAUUACGGCAGUGAUCAACGUGUAUUCAUUCGAAAUCAAUCAGCCAUUUUCUCUCAGUGGUUUCAUUCAGGUGGCGGGUUUUGUCGCGAUUGUUCAGACAGUUUCAUUCGGAAUAGUUCUGAUUCUCUAUUUCAAGCUAUCGUCUUCUGCUACAACUAUAAUUUAUCCAGAACGUUCUGUUUUUUAUCAAGCAAAUGCAGAAGUGCAACGAAGUGGUAGACGAUUACAUGGCAGUGAUGCAACGAAGUGGUAG